Monomorium pharaonis (pharaoh ant) is the source of this 797-nucleotide messenger RNA. RefSeq names its product cytochrome c oxidase subunit 4 isoform 1, mitochondrial. The coding region runs from base 163 to 657 and encodes 164 amino acids. Gene Ontology annotation, biological process: mitochondrial electron transport, cytochrome c to oxygen. The transcript has 4 exons. Lineage: Eukaryota; Metazoa; Arthropoda; Insecta; Hymenoptera; Formicidae. The record is from RefSeq and is a predicted model, not a curated record.
UUAUUGUUUUUGAACGCACCUGAUGCAUAAUGGAUGGAUACUAACUUAAACUGAAUCCGUCUCUCCGCCAUUUUAUCUACGUAAAAACGAGCCCCGGCCCCGAGAGCACAUCAGCUACAGAGAUUAUCGCGACAGUCGUGAGGGUCGUGAGCAACGUGAACAAUGGCAGGCAGGCUGUUUGCAAGUCGCUUGCGACCUGUUAUUCAGAUCCAAAGAUGUAAUCUAAUGACAGUGGAUAGAAUCGGUAAUAGGGAUGUGGUUGGCUAUGGAUACAAUGGCGAGCUUUCCUACUUAGACAGAGUAGAUUUCCCCUGCCCUUCGAUUCGCUGGAAGGAAAAUACUCCUGACAUCAUGGCGCUGAGAGAGAAAGAGAAGGGUGACUGGAAAAAGUUGUCGAUUGAAGAGAAGAAAGCUCUAUACCGUGCCAGCUUUCGCCAGACAUUUAGUGAAAUGGAUGCACCGACAGGGGAAUGGAAGGGCAUCAUUGGUAUGACUUUGCUGGUAAUAAGCAGUGGGAUAUGGCUCUAUCUGUAUUUUAAGACAUUUGCUUAUCCACCCUUGCCUGAAACAUUCUCACUAGAGAGACGAUUGGCACAGUUAGACCGUAUGAAGAAGCUCGACAUGAAUCCGAUCGACGGACUCUGUGCGCGAAAGUAAAUUAAAUUUACCUCUGUUACUAGAUUACUUAGUUAUCAUGUACAUUAUCUCGGUCUCUGGGCACUUGUAUAUGUACAAGUGGCGAAAUUUUAAUAAAUGCCACGUGCAGUUACAUUAGAUCGCAGAUCGAUAUAUUAAAA